UAAUAUCGCAAAAUUUGUAAGGAGCCCAAAGGUACUUCGUUGAGCCUGCGUUUCCACAUACCCGACACUCGAGAACAACCAAACAUCACCCAACUGCCAAAGUACGAUGAACAAGAACUAGAGAACAAGAAACCCCGGUAACAAAACAGGGACGCCACGCUCUGCAACGAUCUUGAUGACCAUGGCUUCCUCUUCGAUGCACCACCAGCUGUCUUUCGGCAAACACCCUCUUCUUCCUCGUGAUUCCUGGCUGCAGCCCCGUCCCCGAUUCCCGUCCGCUCGCUUCCCCUCGUUCAGUGUCCGAGGCAGCUCUGCUCUUGCUGUUGAGCCGGACACGGGAACUCAGAAAGAUCAAACUUUGGAGGUUGAGAUAUUUUCUUGCCCAAUAUGCUAUAAACCCUUAGUAAGAAGAGGCCCAUCUGGUCUAAACUUGGAAGCCGUGUAUAGGUCUGGUUUUAAGUGUAAAAAAUGCAAUAAGUCAUAUUCCAGCAAAAACAACUUUUUAGACCUCACUCUUACUGCUGGUUUGAGGGACUACGUCGAAGUCAAGCCAGCGCGGACAGAACUAUUCAGGAGUCCCCUUGUUUCAUUCUUAUACGAGAGAGGCUGGCGUCAAAAUUUUAACCGCAGUGGCUUUCCUGGUCAAGAUGAAGAAUUUAAAAUGGCUCAAGAGUACUUCAAACCUGCAGAGGGUGGCCUUCUAGUUGAUGUUAGCUGUGGAAGUGGUUUGUUUUCCAGAAAAUUCGCAAAAUCCGGGACUUAUUCUGGAGUAAUUGCUCUUGAUUAUUCCGAAAAUAUGCUACGCCAAUGCUAUGAUUUCAUUAAACAGGAUGAUGCUGUUUUAAAAGCGAAUCUGGCUCUUGUUAGAGCUGAUGUUUCAAGGCUUCCAUUCUCAUCUGGUUCAGUUGACGCUGUACAUGCUGGGGCGGCAUUGCACUGCUGGCCUUCCCCUUCUAAUGCUAUUGCAGAAAUUACUCGAGUAUUAAGAAGCGGCGGAGUUUUUGUGGGAACCACUUUUCUCCGGUACACUCCGUCCACUCCCUGGAUACUGCUGCCUUUCAGACAGAGAACUGCGCAGAAUUACAGCUAUCUGACCGCCGAAGAGAUUGAGGAUUUGUGCACAUCAUGUGGUCUAACCAAUUACACAAGCAAAAUUCAGCAGUCCUUCAUCAUGUUCUCUGCUCAGAAGCCUUGACACCAAGUAAUGCUCAAAAUUAAGAUAUUAUUUGCCCCAUGAUUAGUUUCAGUGUUUCUUCCUUAUCAAUAAAGUGGGUCACUACAUGAUUUCUGUGAGCAUAUGACAUUGUGAGCUUGAGUCCUGGGGAGGUGUAAAGUAUUGUAUUGCUACCAAUAAGAAAGAAAUGCAUUUUGGUGUCAGGAUGAUAAUAUUAUAGGGCCUUCUUUGAGAGCUUCGAGAGGGACUGAAAUGACAGUGCAACGGCCAACGCCACGGUCGAGUUUUUUUGUUAA
Messenger RNA from Syzygium oleosum, 1470 nucleotides. RefSeq lists its product as uncharacterized. NCBI's taxonomy places the organism in Eukaryota, Viridiplantae, Streptophyta, Magnoliopsida, Myrtales, Myrtaceae. Gene Ontology annotation, molecular function: S-adenosylmethionine-dependent methyltransferase activity. The record is from RefSeq and is a predicted model, not a curated record. The transcript is spliced from 8 exons. Bases 176 to 1195 code for a protein of 339 amino acids.